GUUAAUCAGUUACUAGAUGUCAAUGCCUCUAUAUAAAGCCCGGCAGUGUACCCAGAACUCUGCCACUGGAUACCCCAAAUAUCGCCACUAUGAAGGCUUUCCUCAGUCUCAUCCUCCUCGCUCUCUGCGUGGGAAUCAAGGCUAAGGUGUUCACAAAAUGUGAGCUGGCUUCUACUUUGAAGAAGGCUGGAAUGGAUGGCUAUAACGGAUACAGCCUGGCCAACUGUGAGUAUUUACAUCUCAGGUGCCAUCUCCUCCCCCCAAAAAUCCAGUUCUCUGUUUGAUCACUGGUACGGAGCAUUCAGGAUGAAGACAUUGUCUGUCACUGGCUACAAAGUUUCAUCAAAGUACGAUUACCACGUAGCAAGAUGACAGAAAACAAAAAACAAAACCCACUUUUGGAAUCAGAAUAUGCACCCCUUGUGGAAAGGCGUCUGUAAGCAGCUGCCUAGUCUAAUUUUUAGUAAAUCCAGCCCUGCAUUCCAGACAUCCAGACUUCGCAUCCUUUUAAAUUUGAUAUAAAUUUGUAAUAAAUUUACUCAGCAUUAACACCCUCCCCCCUCCCCCCCCACAACAUACCAAGGACAGAACGGGAAAAGUAUAAAUGAGUGUGUUUAUGGGAACUUUUUUUACCAGAGUGUGCAACAUUCGCCCAGAGUUUUUGUAUAAGACUGGCCGACUAAUGCCUGGUAUUAGUAACUGGAAGGCGAAUGAUGGGAUUUCCCACGUACAGUAUUUGAAUUCUACUACACACGUCAGAGUAGCACUUUUCCUGUGCAGCCCCUCAGUCAGUAUUUAUCCAGCAGAAUAGGGUGUGUCCCUAGGUGGCUUUCCUAUUAAUGUUAAAAGUGAGUCUGCCUGAUCAGCCUGCGUUCUGCCGGGCAGAGUCUGGUUAUACGGUCUGUUAUUACGUACAGCCCAUGUGAUCUCAGGGUUAAACCUCUUCAUUUACUGCCAUUUAUUUUUUUAGUGAGGACCUGGCGUAGUGUGUAUGUAUAGGGGGUAUAGUGUGUAGGUGCAGGGGGUGUAGUGAGCAUGUAUAGGGGUAUAGUGUGUAGGUGCAGGAGGGGUAGUGUGUAUAUAGAGAGUGUCUAUAGGGGGUGUAAGUGGUGGGGUAUAGUUUAUGUAUAUAAGGGCUGGAUAGGGUUAAAUAAUCAAUUUGCCAAUUUCAUUAUUUAAAUUAUUAUUAUUAUUUUUUUUUUUUUAAACCUACACAUUUAGUCCCCUUUCCCCUUAUUACCUUGCAGGGGGAGAGGGAGCAUGCUGAUGAUCAUCCCUGGUGAUACAGUGGGCUUGUGAUGUGGUCUGUACCUCCACAGGGUACAGAACAUGCCUUUCUCUCGCGAGAGCUGGAGUUUCAGAACAUUGCCACGGGUUACCAGAGGGUUGCCCUGCGUGUUGCCUGGAGGCUCUUUGCUCCAUAACCAAAUUCAUUUUUUCGGACGAUGAGGGAACGGAGCUGUUCAGACCCUCUCCUGGGGGCCAAGCUGUUAUGCAAGGGCCAGCAGGGGAGAUUUUUUGAUCUCCCUUGCCAGCCUAAGCCCAUGGCCAUCACGGCCCACCGGACAUUUGCCUGGUUUGCCCGAUGGCCAGUCCGGGCCUGGCUGUUAUGGUAUUUGGUUUUCUUUUGACAUAAAUUAGGGGAACAAACAUAUAUUGCAGGCUGGGCCUACAGCAUGUGAGACAGAAUGCACGAUCUAUGUUUCUUGCGAAAGAAAAUCCAAUUACAACAAAUAAGCUGUGUUAAGGAAAUAACCCAAGUUCCUUUAUUUCUACAUGAACUGAUCGAUUGAUUAAUCAGGGAUGUGCUUGUCUUACUACGAAAGCAAGUACACCACGAACGCCCUCUACGAUAACGGCUGGAGCCGCGACUAUGGGAUUUUCCAGAUUAACAGCUACUGGUGGUGCAACGAUGGCAAGACCUCCGGCGCUGUGUCAGCGUGUAGCAUUAACUGUUCCAGUGAGUAUUUUCACCAUUAUAAUCACGAGAUCUCUCUCACUAAUGGUGUUUCACUAAUGUGUGAAUUGUUGGAAUUCUAAAGUAAUUCAAAGUAAACUGAAAAAAAUUGAAAACCUCUCUGUCUUGGAGAAUAUUUCAGAUUUGGCUAAUUGGACUUGAAAUGUUUAAUUCACUUUGCAUUCCUGCAAACUUAAUAAAUAACCUCAUCUUUCAUUCCCGUGGUGAUUACUGGAACAAUUUACUGACGUCUUAUCGUACCUUUCAUUCCUCAAGGUCUGAUGGACGACAACAUCUCUGAUGACAUCACAUGCGCCAAGAGAGUUGUCCGCGAUCCCAACGGCAUGGGUGCAUGGUAAGGGAAUGGCGAUAAAGAGAUCGCUGACAUACAUUGAUACCUCUGGUAUAAUAGGACAGACAAUCACCAAGAAAUAAUCUCAAUUAAAAAAUAGGUGGAGCGCUUAGUGGUACUUAACAUGCAAACGUUGAUUACCCCUUUAAAUCAAGUAUGGAGGGUCUGGUGUACUGGAAUAUAUAAAGGGGGAAUAAAACACAGAAGAAAAUACUAGUGCUUAUAUAUUUAUAGUGUACUUAUAGCAUACAUGUAACAUACAAACACAGACACAACUUAUAGCAUACAUGUAACAUACAAACACAGACACACCGUAUAGCAUACAUGUAACAUACAAACACAGACACACCGUAACAUACAAACAUAGACACACCGUAUAGCAUACAUGUAACAUACAAACAUAGACACACCGUAUAGCAUACAUGUAACAUACAAACACAGACACACCGUAUAGCAUACAUGUAACAUACAAACAUAGACACACCGUAUAGCAUACAUGUAACAUACAAACACAGACACACCGUAUAGCAUACAUGUAACAUACAAACACAGACACACCGUAUGGCAUAGUUGGUUAUUUUACUUUAUGCCAGUAUUGAAUGAAUUGUAACAGACUGAGAACGCACAAUUCGGAAUAAGAAGUCAAGCUGUGAUAAUAGGUGAAAAAGAUUGAAAAAAAAAUAUUUAGAAUUGCUUCAGCUUGUUAAGCUUUGUUCCUGAAUGUAGGACGGACGAGGUUAUUGCAGGAAAGAUCAUUCUGUUUUCUUCAUUGUGGGAAUACUUGAUGGGACUUGUCUCAUGUAAUGAUGUUACUAUGUAACUAUAUAAUAUUCAGUACUUCUUUAUUCUGUAUAAAAAUGAUUGAGAACAAUAACCUGUAAUUUAACGUGUUUUGUAUUUUAUUUUUAGGGUUGCAUGGAACAACUACUGCAAGAACAAAGAUGUGAGCAGCUUCGUCAGUGGAUGUGCCUUGUAAGAAGAAGUGUGGACCCCAUUCGUUAUCCAGCAGGUGGCGCUGAAACCCAGUACAUUUUCCAGCAAAUGUUUAUGUAGCACAAACACUGAAAAUAAAUCCGAUAAACAUUAAAGAGUUUUUCAUUUGUUGAA
Pelobates cultripes (western spadefoot toad) is the source of this 3416-nucleotide messenger RNA. The record is from the annotation of a GenBank genome assembly. NCBI's taxonomy places the organism in Eukaryota, Metazoa, Chordata, Amphibia, Anura, Pelobatidae.